Messenger RNA from Polyodon spathula (Mississippi paddlefish), 3592 nucleotides. It is a transcript of the gene btg1, whose product is annotated as B-cell translocation gene 1, anti-proliferative. Gene Ontology annotation, biological process: negative regulation of cell population proliferation; negative regulation of mitotic cell cycle. The record is from RefSeq and is a predicted model, not a curated record. The transcript has 2 exons. Gene Ontology annotation, cellular component: cytoplasm; nucleus. Lineage: Eukaryota; Metazoa; Chordata; Actinopteri; Acipenseriformes; Polyodontidae. Bases 311 to 826 code for a protein of 171 amino acids.
GUGCAACAGAGUUCACUCUGGUGGCAGUCGUUGAAAAAGAGGGAGGGAGUGAGUGCGUAUGGCCCAGACUCCUUACCAACGAAGGUACUUUACACAGUUCACUUCUGGCAAGCACCCUUCACGAACUGAACGAAAAUAAGUGAAAUAAUACAUGCCCUUCUUAUUUCUUCAAGAUUAAAACACCCACAAGACCACGGAGCAAAAAAACCUCUGAAGUCGCAUCAAAUCCCCUAAAAAAAAAAAAAAAAAAAAAAAAAAAAAGUCAAGAUACUGUGCAACAUUGUUUCUCGUUCUAAUUUUUGGUUUAUCAAUGCAUACUCUUUAUACACUAGCCAGUAUGAAACCAGAGAUCACCGCAGCGGUAGGAUUUCUAUCGAGAUUUCUCAGGACAAAGGGACUCGUAAAUGAGCGACAAUUGCAAACAUUCAGCCAGUCUCUCCAGGAUCUGCUGUCAGAACAGUACAAACAUCACUGGUUCCCAGACAGACCCUGCAAAGGCUCAGGCUACCGCUGUAUCCGUAUCAACCACAAAAUGGACCCAGUGGUAGGGCAGGCAGCCCAGAGAAUUGGCUUAAGUAUCCAGCAGCUCUACCAGCAACUCCCCAGCGAGCUCACCCUCUGGGUGGAUCCCUUUGAAGUGUCCUACCGCAUUGGGGAGGAUGGCUCCAUUUGUGUACUGUACGAGUCACAGCCAGUAAUCAGCAGCCAGAUCCCAGUGUCCAGUAGCCUGCAAAUGGUGGAGAGUCACAUCAGCUGCAAGGAAGAACUGCGCUUGGGCAGAACCAUCCCUUCUAAAACAUACAACAUGAUGACUGUGUCCAGUUAGAGGCAUGGAAGUCCGAUGGGUAAUCUGUGUUCUGGGGGAUGGAAAACCUUGUAGGUUGUCAUUUUUUUGUUGUUGUUUUGUGGCUUCCUUUUGGGGAAGUAUGGAAUCCAUGAUGUUGCAGCUGUGAAGAUCUAAGACAUUUCUUUCCAUUGGAGAAAUAACUGUAACAUUCACUAUUGCCACAAUUGGAAAUUGAUCCAGGCAGCCUAUAUGUGUAGACUUUGCACUUUUGUAUAUCUUUUCCAAGAAUAAGGAAUUACUUUCAGGAUGUUUCCUAGAGUCUUCAUUUGCUGAAGACACUGAUUAAGAAAACGGGUUUAAACAUCCUGGAAGUAUUUCCUGGCAAGUCCAGAACUUGGUCCCAGCAGUACCAGACAUUCAUAAUUGUCUGUAAAGAAUCUCCUCAUUCAAUAUGCAAGUUUCUUGGACCUUUGACAGUUACUAACUGGUACUGCUGGGACCAAUUUCAUUAAGUUGCAGGACAUUUACUAUCAAUCAGAAAUGUUUUUCUGUGUGUGUGUGUGUGUGUGUGUGUGUAUGUAUGUAUGUAUGUAUGUAUAUAUAUAUGUAUAUAUAUAUAUAUAUAUAUACACACACACACACAUACAUAUAAAAAGCCUGCUGCCAUAGAAGCUUUACAUGCAUAUAUCUCUGGUGUUGGGAUCAAGCACUACUGCAGGGUUUGCUAAUAUACUGUUUGCUUUUGGUCUUUACCAAUUAAAUAUAUUUUGCUGCCCAUAAAACUGCAAGCAGUACAUGGAGUUUUAGGGCUCACAAUGUCCAAGUCAAAUACUCCUGCUUUACAGAAAAUGCAUGUGUUGAAAGCCAGGCAAAUCUCGAAUGCAGGAUUAGAAACAUUUGUUCCUGUGCAAAAUAUUUAUAUUUAAGCCACAUUGCCACUGCCAACUGAUCCACUUCUGGCCACCUUUUGCUUUUUGCAUUGCUGUGUACACUCUGCUUAUGGCUGUUUUUGAGAGAUCACCUAUUUGUUGUGGGUGGUGGGAGGAAGCUUACAAUUUUACAAUCCCAGAGAUGUAAUGUCAUUAUAGCCGAACAAGGGAAGAACCUAGGCUGAGAUCUUUUAAAGUAAAUCUUCUUGGGUCUUUUGGCCUAGCACCAAUGUGAUGGCAGGGUGACAGAUUGCAACACUUUAUCAUUUCAGUUUCACCAUGUUAAUGUUUUAAAGAGGAUACAUUUGGGUCUGGAGAAUAUUCACAGGGAAUGUGUGAGAAAACCGUUACCAUAAGAACAAUCAAAGUUAAUGGCAAGUGUAAGCCCGUUCAUUUUAGUAUCUGUAUAUGGUUUUGCUACUUAAUUCCACAACGUCCUCUUAAUUUGACUGAAUUAUACCCAGCAGAAUGUGUACUGCAGCCUAUCGCUUUCCUUUAAUAUGGAUGUGUACAGCCAGUGACUAGAUAAGGGCAGCUAAAACACACUGGCUGUGAAAUUAACACAUCAUUUUUUGUUUGUUUGUGACAGACGAGCAGCAUGCACUGAACUUAUUUCUCUACUUUUCUUGAAUCACUUAGAAGAUUGUUCCUGAACGUCUCGUCACAAUGUGAAAGUGAUAACUGUGGCAACAGGCUUUUUGAGUUUUGGUUACUUUACUAAAUUGUGGCUUUAGCCAUUAGCAGCUGGAUUGUAUGAAUGUACCUGUGAUUGUCCUGUAUUUGUGUUAAUGCUCCUAAGACCACGGAUGACAGCCGUUGUAAUGGGAAACGGGCCUCUUCCUUGGUGCGCUUUAUGCUUUCUAUGAAACCCAGUUCAUCUAAAGAUUUGAAGUGAGAAGGAAAAGACAGACAGGAUUAGUUCAAGUUGCAGUUUGAGGAUGAAAUUGGAAGACCUUUUACAAACGGUCAUAAUAUACCCUUAUCUAGCAUUAUCAUGAAUCUUUUUUUAUUAUUUUUUUUUAUUCACUUUCAUUUCGGAUGAAAACUGCAGAGAUUUUUCAUGGGAUAAGCAUGGGUUUUUAACUGCCAAGAUUUUUUUUUUAGCUUUAUUUCAAAAUGUCUUAGGUUUAUUUCUUUAGAUUCUAAACCUUUGAUUGAAAGUUCCUUGCAGUUUUUCACCCCAAAUUUCAGGGAACUUUUGUCAUCUUUUUAAGUUGGUUGUUUGCACUUGAUCACAUUUUUAUUCCAGAUUUGGCCCAAAAAAUUUUAAAACCUUAAACCAUUUAAUAAUGUUCUGCUUUAAAAUUCAUGAAUACGUUGAAAUACGUUAACCUGUUCAAUCGUUUAUUGCACAUUGUCAAAUUAAAACACUUAACUUACUUUUUACAUGCAUUUUUGCCUUACGAAUGCAUAUAAAUGACGAUUUUAUUUUGCUUUGCGGAGGCCGGGCCUCUUGAGAUGUAUUUUAAGUGCACAGAAUUAGUCAUUUACAUGAACAGAUGGGAUAGUAAACUUACAGCAAUGGGUGGUAUCAAGUGCCUAUUGCACAGCCCCCCUAACUCCUCUACAGAAAGGUCCAUGGUCAUAGGAGUGUUAGCGAGGACCAAAGCAAGUUCUUUGGGUAGACUGAUUCAUUAUGUCCAUGCUCUGUUAUCAGGUAGUGUCCUGUUUUUAAUUUUGGAAUACCCACAAAAAACAGCAUGUCUCUCUCUUUUGUGAACUAAUGUUGGUCAUCUUUUAUUUUUUCCUUUGGGUAAGUUAUGAGCUGCUGUACAUCUGUACACUUCAUGUAAAUUGAUUGUGAGGAAAUUGUACAAAUUUCUAUAUUUUGAAAAAGAAAAAUUCUUCUCUCUUUAAUAAAACAUUUCCUAUCUUG